Molecule: messenger RNA, 2724 nt
Organism: Plasmodium vinckei vinckei
Lineage: Eukaryota; Apicomplexa; Aconoidasida; Haemosporida; Plasmodiidae
Product: conserved Plasmodium protein, unknown function
Exons: 1
Coding region: 1-2724 (907 amino acids)
Biological process (GO): ribosome biogenesis
Cellular component (GO): nucleolus; Noc4p-Nop14p complex; small-subunit processome
Source: RefSeq, a predicted model, not a curated record
AUGGUGAAAGGAGAAAAGUCCAAUUGCUCGAAUACCUCCAAUUCGUCUGCUACGACAAUAAAGGAGAUUUGUGAUUUGUUUAAUAAUUUACAAACUGAAAAAUGUAAAAAAAGUAUAUUAAAUAAUUUGACAAAACUUUUUGUACUAAUAUAUAACGAAAGAAUUAAAAGAAAAUUAUUAUACUCUGAAAAUGAAGUUAAUAAAGAAGAUGAUAUAAAAUUAAAACAAUUUUUUAAAAAGGAUUAUAUUAUCUUAGUAAUAAAAAAUAAGACAUAUACAAAAUAUGAAGAAUGGUUAAAUGAAUGUUUCGAUAAAUUUUUAAAUUUACUCUUUCAAUUAAUAGAGGAUAAUGAUGAAGUUUUUUUUAAAAAAGGUUUAUCCUUGUUAUUUGGAAGUUUACAAAUGGAAGCCAAAAUAUACGAAUCUAUAAUUUCAAUGUUAGAUGAUGAAUUUGACAGUCAUAAUAAAGAUGAUAUUACUGCAAAUGAUAAAGUUUCCACUAAUGAUAUUUCCAAUCAAUAUAUAAAUAAAGGUGGUUAUAUACUUUACAAAAAUAAUGAUCGAUAUAUUAACAAACAAAAUAAUAGUAUAAUGAAUUAUAAAAGUGGUCAAAAAGAGACACCAUCAAAACACGCAUUCCCUAUUAAAUUAUUUAAAAAUAUAAUUUUAAAAUUAUUAAAAGUUGGUACCAUAAAUAUAGAAAAUAUAAAAUAUAUUUGUCGAUCUUACGUAUGCUUUUAUUACGAUUUAAAUUAUUUUUUCUUGGCUGUUUUUAAGCAUUUUUAUCUUAAAUCAAUGAUGGGAAAUUCAAAAGAGGAGGAAAUGGCAAACGGAAUAGAUGGGAAAUUUAACAUGUUGGGGUCAAAAAAAGUGGAAUGUGAUGGUACCACAAACUUAUUUAUUUAUACUGUUUUAAUAAACUCAAUUAAACCCAUAAAAAAGGUACACAAUUUCCAUGUCAAAAAGUCCGAAUUUAUGAAAAAAUCAAAAAUCGAUGAUUUAUUUUUAGACUUUAAUUCUGAUGAGGAUGAUAAUUUAAGGGGAAAAAGAAAAAAUAAAUUUUUAUAUAACGAAAAAAAAAAGAAAAAAAAAAAUGAUGAUAUGAAUAAUUAUAGCGAUAAAAAUGAACUAAAAAGGAUUUUUAAUUAUGAUAGUGAUGAUAGUAUCAUAAUACAUUCGUCAUCGAAUUCUAAUGUAUCAGAUAAUGAUGAUGAAAAUAACCCAGAGGUAGAAUUUUUAAAUAAUAAUAAAUUAAUUGAAGAUUUUAAAGAUGAAAACUCUUUUGAAGAUUUUUCUGAUUAUUCCGAAGGAAAAAAUGACUUAAAAAAAAUAAAACAGAUCGAAUCAAUAGAAAAUAAAAUAAAAGAUAGAACACAUAAUUUUUUUAUAAAAAAUUUCUAUAUUGAAAAUAAAGUAUAUGGAAGACUCUAUUCAUAUAGUUGGUUUGAUUUUAUAGCACAUUUUCAUCAUAAUCAAACUAUGAUUUUACAAAUACUACAAGCCAUUCCAUUAUUUGUUUUUCCAUAUACUAAUAAUCCAUAUUAUUUCAUUGAUUAUUUUAAUUACUCUUAUUAUUCUUCUUCGAAUAUAUAUGUAUCAUUGGCGGCUCUCCCCGGUAUUUUUUAUAUAUUGACAGAGUUUAAUAUUGGUGAUAUAGUGCAAAAGGAAAGCGACGACGUGGAGUCAAGUAAACGGGUGAAAAAUAAAGAAGACACAGACACUGAAGAAAAUGAGGACGAAAAUGAGGAUGAAAAUGAGGGAGGAGAAAUGAGUUCCAAUAGGAAUGAGAGUGAUGGUACUUCUGAGGAAGAUGAUCAAGAUGAUCACGAAAAUGAUGAAGGAAGUGACAGCGAAACGAAAUUAAAUGAUAAUAUGUAUACAGAUUACUACAAGAGAUUAUAUGAACUAAUAAUACCUGCAAGUUUUUAUUAUGACGGAACAAAAUUUUUAAAAAUAAUAUAUGCAUCAAUAAAAAACAAAAUGAUACCAGUACAUUAUGUCGUAUCCUUUUUAAAAAAACUACUUCGAGUGGGAUGUUUAACAUCAUUUAAUAUUUCUAUAAAUAUAUUAAGUGUGGUAUAUGAUAUAUUAAAUUAUUUUAAAGAUGAUUUACACAAUUCUAUGUUUGUUUCUGGAUCUGUUUUUAUGAACAUGGUAAUAAAAAAUGAUUUUUUUUGUUAUGAAAAUUUAGAACAAAAUUUUGAUAAAGAUAUAAUUAUUGAAAUGAUGAAAACGAAUAGCAUGCUGCUAAAGGAUGAAAAUGAAUUUACAUCAGAGCUGACCAUUAUCAAAAAUAAAAAUAACUUUGAAAAUUUCAACGACAAAAAUAAUGCAGGAAAUGUAAAAAUUGAAAAUAGUGAAGACACACAAAUGGAGAAUGGUUUAUUUAGUAUAGGAUGUUGUUUACCAGAUAAAUAUCAGAGGAAUAUGAACACAUUAACUAAAAAAGAGUUAUACAUGGCAAAUCAUAUUUUUUAUGAAAUAAUUUUAUUGAAUAAUCAUUUAUGUGAUAAUUUAAGAUAUUAUUCAAAUGUUUAUCAUUACAAUUUCAAUGAUAGCUCUAGCAGACCUCAUGAGUUUUAUAAUGAUCCAAACAAAAUAAAUUGGCAAGAAGAAGAAUCUCUUUUUUCAUUCUUAAAAAAUUUAUUAAGUUUCAAAAAAAAAAGAGACACAGAUAUAUUACCGUGUGCUAAACAAAAAGAAUUUUCUACGAUUUUUAUAUGA